AUGGAUCAACAUGAGAUCGCCGAGGCAGACUUUAAUCCGGGGAGAAAUCCGAAGAAGCGACAAGGUUCUUUCAAGGACUCUGUCACUGUCGCACCAGGGCCUCAUGAAAACCACGGCGUGCUCUCAAAAGCGAGCACGUUGGACAUGGGGGAAAUCAAUACUGAUGACCGCUUCCGGCGGCUUGGAUGGAAGCGACUUGUCGUUCUCCUGAUUGUGGAAGCCGUUGCUCUAGGCACUCUCAGCCUUCCCUCCGCAUUUGCAACCCUAGGAAUGUUUCUUGGCAUUGUGCUAUGUAUCGGGAUCGGCAUGACAGCUAUGUACGCGGCCUUUGUCAUCGGACAAGUCAAACUUAAGUAUCCAGGCAUAAAACACUACGCUGAUAUUGGCCGUCUGUUAUUGGGAAGUUUUGGGUUUUACCUUUUCAGUUUUGGCUUUGUUGUACAGCUUCUUUUGGUCGUCGGGUCACACUGCCUUACCGGGAAAACUGCCAUUGUCGCCAUCACAAGCAGCAACAUUUGCUCCUUGGUCUUUAGCGCCAUCUCAACUAUUGCUCUAAUUCUUCUAGCUAUCCCCCCAUCCUUCUCAGAGGUUGCAAUCCUAGGCUACAUUGACUUCAUUUCAAUCAUUGCAGCGAUUGGAGUUACGAUUAUUGCCACCGGUGUCGACUCCCCUACCAGACACUCGGCAUGGUCAGCAUGGCCGAAAGACGGCACAACCUUCGCCGAGAGUAUGACUGCAAUUAUGAAUAUCGUCUUUGCCUAUGGCUUCGCCGUCACUAUGCCUUCAUUCAUGGACGAACUGCAUACGCCAAAGGACUUUCGCAAAUCCAUUGUGGCUGUUGGUAUCAUUGAAAUUGGCAUCUACACUUUCACGGGUGCUAUCUUAUAUGCUUUUAUUGGCCAAGAUGUGCGAUCGCCAGCUCUACUAUCAGCGAGCCCGACCAUCUCCAAAAUCGCAUUUGGGCUCGCCUUUCCAGUUAUUUUCAUAUCGGGAUCCAUCAACAUUACAGUUAUUUGUCGCUUCAUACACGGACAGACAUUUCAGCACUCGCUACUCCGGCAUAUCAACACAAAGGGAGGCUGGAUAACUUGGCUUCUUCUGGUUUUUACUGUCGCGGUACUCGCCUGGGUUAUUUCUGAAGCCAUUCCCCUUUUCUAUGAAUUAUUAUCAAUCAUCUCCUCUCUCUUUGUUUCAUCCUUUUCGUUUUACGUACCCUCUAUCCUAUGGCUAUUUUUGCUCAAAGAGGGGCGAUGGUAUGAUCGUCAGAACAUUGGAGCCGCAAUCGCCAAUCUCACCGUCUUUCUAGUGGGUAUAAUAAUGUUUGGCUGGGGCACUUAUUCCAGCGUGUCUGAGAUAAAGCGCAAGUUUGAGAGUGGCGAGGCUCAUAGGCCCUUCACCUGUUGA
This is a messenger RNA of Clonostachys byssicola, 1404 nucleotides long. The record is from the annotation of a GenBank genome assembly. NCBI's taxonomy places the organism in Eukaryota, Fungi, Ascomycota, Sordariomycetes, Hypocreales, Bionectriaceae.